UAUUAUUAUUUGUUGGCACAUUUCGUUCGCACCAAUAUGUAAUAACAUAAGAAUAUAAUUUGCAAAAUGCUCUUAUAUAACUUAUGAGUAUUUUAUGUAUGUGCACCUCCUAGUUUUAAGUUAGUUCUAAGAAAUGCUUGCUGUGCCCUAACAGGGUUCUUUGUGAGCCUACCCUACCUAAUGUUACACCUAUUUUGUACCACAUAAUAUUAUGCAAUAAAUGAAUUAUGAAUUAAUAAUAUAAUAUAUAAAAUAAAAGCGAUUCACCAGAUGCCAGAUGAGUAAAUGUCAAUGAUACAGAUUAACAUAAAGUUGUAUGUUCAAAUCAACGGCCUCUAGAACAAGAUCCCUAAAAUCAGGAGUUUAUGAUCAUCUAUGUAUUAAGCAUUUUAGUUCCAAAACAUAGCACUAAGCAUUAGUUAGCUUUGCGAUAUGGUAGAGUAUAUGAAUUUUACUGUAAAAAUGUGAAAUUCAUUUUAUGUUGGCUUACAUAACCCGCAAUGCAUCCCGUACCCCGCUCCCAUCAACUUAGGUAAGUAUAUUUUGAGGGUAAAUUAGUACAAGCGAGAUGCACUCCGAGGACUUAAUCAAAUUUAUAUGAGAUUUAUAAACUUCUAAGAGCUUUUGUCGAUUUUUUAAAAAACACUCAAAAAUAUUUAUCCAAAUAAUAAUAUAUACGUUUUAUUCAUAUAACUGAGUCCCGUCCCGCGUGUCGUCUUAAGCUGAACUUGCUCCAGCCGUCAGUGGCGCUCCGUCAGCCGAGUCGGGAGCACGUCCGUACGCCGCGCUACAUUCAACCCACGAUCUUAAAUACGAUCGCACUAAAGCGAUUCACGAUAUUCAUCGCAAACUCUUCAGUCCUAUGUUAUUUAUGUGCCGCAUCUAGUGUUUUCGUUUAUCCAUAUUUGUGUUCUGUGUGUUUUGUUUUAUUUGAAAUCGAAGGUACGCAAGUACCGGACGCAACUAUUGUGAUACAAUGUCCAUUCAACGGCCGUUAACGUGGUGAAGAUGCCUCUAAUAGACCAUAACUCCAUUUCAUGAGGGUACAUUGAGCAGCAUGAUUUUAAAGAUAGGAGGGAAGCCUCCCGCAAAAGCACCGGCACCUGCUAAGGUGGAGAAAGAAGUGAAGAAGACGAAAUGUGAUGACAAAUGUCCAGGAGAUCCUUGGAUGUACUGUGUGGUGUUAUGGUGUGCGUGUGCCAUGAGCCUGAUAUCGAGCGGGUAUAGUCUGUACAAGCAGCAGGGCCUGCAGGAGAGGUUGGCAGUGUUGGAAGAGCAGCACUUUGCGUUAAGGAGUGCGGUGCUGGAGCCGCAGCAGCCGCUGGUGGAGAGGUUACGGCGGGAGGUGCUAGCGCGGCCGCCGCCUAACUGGAGGGCGAGGAGGAGCAUCAGAGAUUAUGGACAGUGUGGAUGCCCAGCAGGUCCACCUGGACCUCCAGGCAAGCGAGGAAAGAAGGGCAAGAAGGGCGACACUGGGGAGGCAGGGCCGCCGGGUGUAACGGGAGCACCUGGGAAGAAUGGAUUCCCGGGGAGCAAGGGCGAGAAGGGAGAACGAGGCUUCAUGGGCCCCAUUGGGCUGGACGGGCCAAAAGGAGACCCGGGGCGGCCCGGGGACAAAGGACAGAAGGGCGAGCACGGAAGCCCUGGGUUCGACGUGUUCUCUGCCAUUAAGGGCGUGAAGCGCUCCGUCGACAACUAUAAGAUCAGUCCGUACACCACUGCGGAGAUCAUAGCUGUUAAGGGAGAACCUGGGGAGCCGGGGCCGCCGGGACCUCCAGGCGGGGCGGGUCCCGAAGGCCUGCCGGGCCACGACGGGCGCGCGGGGCCUGCGGGGCCUACCGGGGCCCCCGGCGUACCGGGCCCGGCCGGGCCCGCUGGACCCACCGGACCACCGGGUCCAAGCGGACCGCAGGGGCCUAAGGGUGAUAGAGGAGACAAAGGAGAACGUGGUUUCACGACAACGCUGAAGGGCGACGCUUUCCCCACCGGCAUCAUCGAGGGUCCUCCCGGCCCGCCUGGACCGCCUGGGAAAAGCGGUGAAGCAGGUCCACGUGGUCCUCCUGGACUUGACGGUCUCAACGGGGAGGCAGGCGUACAAGGGCCUCCAGGAAAACCAGGCGAGAUCGGUCCAAAGGGUGAAAAGGGUGACUACGGCGACAUGGGCUCACCGGGCAUGCUGGGCGCACCUGGGUUGCCCGGACCUCCUGGAUAUCCAGGCCUUAAAGGCGACAAAGGAGAUAAGGGUGACUCGAAGUACAGAAAGCUGAGGAGACGACAGGGAGACGGCACCGGAUACGAGCUGUACGGACAUGAAAUUAUGAUGGGCCCGCCGGGCGCGCCGGGGCCGGCGGGGCUGCCCGGCGUGGCGGGCCCGCCCGGCAUCAAGGGCGACAAGGGCGAGCCGGGCGUGCGGGGCAAGACCGGAGAUAGAGGAGAAAAAGGUGACGCGGGACCUAUGGGAUUACCAGGUCCAGUUGGACUACCAGGCGAGCCAGGCGAGCCAGGCCGGCCAGGCGACUUAGGCCCUAGAGGCCCGCCUGGACUCGACGGUAUGAAGGGCGCGCAGGGCGAGCCGGGCAGCAAGGGAGAACGCGGUGACCCGGGGCUGCCGGGCACGGAUGGCAUUCCAGGACAAGAGGGCCCGAAGGGCGACAAAGGAUAUAAAGGAGAACCCGGUCCAGCAGGGAAGCGCGGGCGCAAAGGAGACAAAGGUGAUAAGGGCGAGCAAGGUGUGCCAGGACUGGACGCGCCGUGCCCGCUUGGGCCCGACGGUUUACCGUUACCAGGAUGUGGAUGGCGACCCGCCAAGGAGUCCGUGGCGGCGCUACCUCGGGAGCCAGGCGAAGAGGGCGCGGGAGGGGGAGGGCCGGGGGACGUGGGGGAAGAAUCAGAGGAAGAGCCUGGCGAAGAGUACGAUGUGCGCGAGGAUGAGCUUGAUGCGCCCCGAGAUUACGACGACUACACCGACAAUGCGCAUCUCGCCCUGCACCAUGACUGAACCCCUUAACCCUUAACCACUUUUUCAUCUAACACCCGAUUUCACCUUAGACUCGAUCGAUCUCCUGCUAGUGGCGUUGGGCGUACAUACCUACAUUAGGUACAUUACUCAUAGUGGGUACGACGACGGCUUGAUGUCGACAACGACCUUCACCCUUGAACGCGACGACAUGUCUGUUCGGACCAGCAGGGGCCGGCGCGAUCCGACACGAAUCAAUGCGAUUCUCCGUGAAUGAAAAUGAAACCAUAAAUCAUCAAGAGAACUGCUAUUACUUUGUUUUAAAGUUUAAUUGAUUCGAGGGUGUAUUUUGCUUCAAAGGCUUUAGUAUUAUAUUUUUUACUCAUUGGGGAUAGUGCAGUACCGCGUAACUAACAAAGUCGGUAGAUUUGCAAAUUCAAACAACGUAACAAGUAAAUUGGAACUUUCUGCAUUUGUUAGUUACGCGGUAUUGUAGUAUUCCUGACGAAUUGUGCAAAAAAUACAAUGACAUAACGUCGUCAUUCGGUUUUUUAUUUGUAUAUUUUUGAGUUUUAUUUUUACACCAAAGUGUUUGGCUUUACUGUGUAAAGAAUGAAACAUGUUUAAACUAUUCCAGAAAGCUGCAAACACAAAAACACGUUGCAUGGACAUUAAACCGCGAACAAGGCCCAAUCCCAAUGUAUGCACAUUUGUAACAUGCUACGUAAUAAUCAACUGUCUCACUGUUUCCAUAAAAAGUCCGUAGCAUAAAAUUUAUGGUUCGGGUGUGUGAGCGUAAAAUCAAAAAGUAAUAUUAUCAAAUUCGUCAAUAUAAAAGUACACCUUUUUGCGGAUAUGGGUUCAAUAAGAAAUAGGUGGUACAGCCGUGAACCAAAUUGAUGUUUAUGACCCAAGGUUAUGUAUGUCCUUGUCACAUAAAUGGGGAAAAAAAACUCCAAAAAAGAAAUUAUUUCAUAUUGCCAAUUUUCCAUCAGACGCUAAGAUAAGUCUGUUUAUUAAGUAGGAAAAUUUAUUUACAGUACAUAUGGUGCUACUUUACCGCACUAGUGCGAAAAUUAGCAUAUUACGUUACUGUGUCGAACAUUUAAAGGGCCAUAUGUACUGUGAAACGUUGUACGAUACAUGUGCGAAUAGGUAAUUCGCAACUCGUGUCGAUUUAAAGCACUCCCUUCGGUCGUGUUUUAAUUUAUCGCCACUCGUUUCGAAUUUCCUAUUUUUCGCACUUGUAUCGUAAUGUACUAUUACGGUACAUAAUUAAGGUGCUGCUGUAUAGCACUAGUGCGAUAAUUAACGCAUUACGUGCCUAAUAUGUCGAAAAUUUAAAGGACCAUAUUAUGUACCGUAAAACGUUGUGAUACACGGGCGAAUAGGUAAUUGGCAACUGAUGUCGAAUUAAAACACUCCCUUCGGUCAUGUUCUCGUGUUUUAAUUUAUACCCACUCAUUGCAAAUUUCCUUUUUCGCACGUAUAUCGUAGUGCUCUAUUAUAAGUACCUAAUAUGACUCAGGAACAAAUAUUUGUGUCCAUCACACAAAUAAAUGCCCUUACCGGGAUUCGAACCCGGGACCAUUGGCUUCAUAGGCUUCAUAGUCGUCAUGAGUUAAUGUCUUAUGAUUUGCGGAAUGACUGGGUAAUAAAAACAAAAUACAAAUUUGAGCAAACUUUUUUGCACUGAAUGUCUAAAGAACAGACCGAGACCAGCAGCUUAACCCUAAAGGCUGUCCGGGAUAAAAACCGAUCUUUGUCAGCCAUGAAGGUGUUAGUCGAAGCUCAUUCGAUAUUAUGUAACUUUAGGUCGAAAACGCCAUCACGAACUUAUGGAACUAAUGAUACGUGACAGAAAAAUUAUAUUGAAAUACAUUGGGUAAUGUUCGUUUUCGUCUACCAAGGUGAUCUUUUUAUGUUUAUUAUUGAAACAAAAAUUCCCAGUAUAUUACGGCAGGUUCUUUUUAUGUGUAAUACCUAAGUACCUAACCUGUAUUUAGAUAAAAGACUGUAAUAUAGUAUUAAUUAAUGAAAUGCCGCACAUGUCAUGAAACCUAAAAAAAUAAGUAUUCGAAUGAAUGGUGCAAUGUAACUGAAUCGGUCUCCAUUCAGGGCAUAUGUGGCUUCUCUUUAACCAAAUAAGUUUAGUGUUGUAUUAUUAUCAAAAGCCACAUGGCGUCAAUACUGAGAAUGGAGUCUAUUUAACAAGCAUCAAUUUGAAAAAAAAAUUGAUUCAUAUAUUAACCUAAUGUAGUUACAUUAGGUUCCAUCAGAUGAUGGAAUUAAGGAAGCCUAACAGACUUAGUGUUCUCAUUUAAACUGUUAAAUAUCAGAACAAAUUUAAUAUAGUGGACAUUCGGGUGAAUUAGCUACCAACAUUGACAGUUACUAAACUUACUAAUGAAUACUGAUUUAGGUACAUACUGUAAUAUAAAACGUUUUAACUAAAGGCAAUACGGAUAAAUGUGGCUGCGGUAAAGUGUGACUGGCAUUCAUACCGGGGCUUGUUUGCACAUUGUGUUUUUUGCGAGUUCAUACAUUUGCCACUAAAGGAAACUAUAUAUGAACUCGUUAUAAAUGGAAACAGGCCCCAACGUGAAGGCCAGCCAUACUUACUCCGCAGCCACACUUAUCCGUAUUGACCUUAUGACAUAGUAAACUUAAUUAGAUAUUUUUAGUUUUAUUCCUUGGGGUGUAGUUGGAUGUGAUCAAUUUGAUUUGAUUUGUUGUAAAUAGUCCCCGCUCUUAUCGCUAUUCACAGAUGAAUGCGGGUAACUCUGUAAUGUGUUCUGACGUUAGAAACUAUACGUUACUAAAUAAGUAAAUAAUUCGUUUUGUAUUGAUUUGUACUUCAUCUGUAAAUAAAUCGAAUUAGUAUCAAGUUUA
Molecule: messenger RNA, 5848 nt
Organism: Cydia pomonella (codling moth)
Lineage: Eukaryota; Metazoa; Arthropoda; Insecta; Lepidoptera; Tortricidae
Product: collagen alpha chain CG42342
Exons: 23
Coding region: 1058-2998 (646 amino acids)
Source: RefSeq, a predicted model, not a curated record